This is a messenger RNA of Manihot esculenta (cassava), 2656 nucleotides long. RefSeq names its product mechanosensitive ion channel protein 8. Gene Ontology annotation, cellular component: plasma membrane. Gene Ontology annotation, biological process: transmembrane transport; monoatomic anion transport. NCBI's taxonomy places the organism in Eukaryota, Viridiplantae, Streptophyta, Magnoliopsida, Malpighiales, Euphorbiaceae. The transcript has 5 exons. Gene Ontology annotation, molecular function: mechanosensitive monoatomic ion channel activity. The record is from RefSeq and is a predicted model, not a curated record. Bases 139 to 2424 code for a protein of 761 amino acids.
AUUCUCCUUAAUCAAUGUCUCCAGCAUGUCCUCGAGCUGAGAAUAUAUUCAGCUACAGAUUUGCAUUCAUUACAAGUUCUUUUAUGUGGGGGUUUUUAUUCCCCAGAAGCAGAAUUGAAAUUUUCAUCAGUUCUUGCAAUGGAGUCUCUGAGAAAGUCCCUGAAGGCUUUUCAGUCUCAGGCAAAGCAACAAAAUCACCCAGAAGAAGAAACUCAAGCUCUCUUGCAUAACCAUGAGCAGUCCUCUAAUUCUGAUACCCAGAAAGAAGAUAUAUUUGUCGAGAUUGAUACAGAUAAUGCUUCUGGCAAAGAAACAUCAGCUCCAACAUCAAGCAGUAAAUUUGCAGGUUCAUCAAAGAAGCUUAAAGUAUCAUUUGGAGAUGUAUUAACUGAAGUUGUUCGGCAAAGAAGCAAGGACUUGCCGGACCAAGAUAGCCGCUUCCGGUCUUUGAAUGCUUCUUUUGGUUGCAGAUCAUGGAGGUCGGUCGUGAAUAAGACAAAAUCUAGAUUGAUAGACCCACCUGAGGAAAGAUAUCAAAGAACUGAAACAGCAGACUAUGGUGAAGAUUCUGAGGAAGAAAGAGAUGAUCAUCAUGAAGAAAAUGACUCCGAAGACAUCCCGGAAGAAUACAAGAAAAUGACUCUCAGUGGAUUGACCAUGUUUCAACGUGUGAUUCUUGUCUUAAUCACAGCAGCCUUGGUUUGUAGCCUUUCUGUUCCUGUACUAAGGAAGCUAACAUUGUGGGAUCUUCCAUUGUGGAAAUGGGAGAUAAUGGUUUUGGCACUAAUCUCUGGUCAUUUAGUCUCCGGCUGGGGAAUCAAGGUGGCCGUGAUCUUUUUCGAACCUAAUUUGGUUUUGCGAAAACGGGUUUUAUACUUCGUUUAUGGAUUGAGGAAAUCUGUUCAGAAUUGCCUAUGGUUAGGUUUAGUUUUGCUUGUUUGGCAUUGGGUUUUCAACAAAAAGGUUGAAGAGACUAAGAGUAAGAUCUUGCAAUAUGUGACCAAGAUUUUGAUAUGUUUAUUGGUUGGAACAUUUAUAUGGCUAUUGAAAACUCUCAUUGUCAAGGUUCUCGCUUCAUCCUUCCAUGUCAACACGUACUUUGAUAGAAUCCAGGAGGCUCUAUUCAAUCAAUAUGUAAUAGAGACGCUCUGUGGUCCACCAGUGUUUGAAACUCAGAGCACUGAAGAAGAAGAAGAUGAUGAAGGGGCUGGUCCCAGUGACCUCAAGGCCACUCUUCUUGCCAAUACUGUUGGGAAGAGGCCAAGAUUUUCAAGGAAAAGUUCCAGGAAGAAGGAAGAGGAAAUUUCAAUUCACCACCUGCACAAGCUAAAUCACAAGAACAUAUCAGCUUGGAAUAUGAGGAGGAUGAUCAAUAUUGUCCGACAUGGUGCCUUGUGUACUUUGGAUGAGCAGAUACUUAAUUCAAACAUUGAAGAUGAGUCUUUAUUUCAUAUCAGAAGUGAAAACCAAGCGAAAGAGGCAGCCAAAAAGAUAUACCUUAAGGUGGCAAAGACAGGAUCCCAAUUCAUUUUCCUGGAUGACUUGAUGCGAUUCAUGGAUAAAGAAGAAGCAUUAAGAGCUCUGCAUCUCUUUGGAGCCACAAGUGAAAAUGAAGGAAUAAGCAAGAUAUCUCUUAACACUUGGCUGGUUAACGCAUUUAGAGAGCGACGAGCACUUGCAUUAUCUCUCAAUGAUACAAAAACUUCUGUAGACGAACUUCACAAUAUGUUGAACAUCCUCGUAGCUAUCAUCGUUACAAUUGUCUGGCUGUUGAUACUUGGAGUUAACAUCACUCACUUCCUAGUUUUCAUAAGCUCCCAGCUUCUGCUUGUGGCUUUCAUCUUCGGGAAUAGCUGCAAGACAACAUUUGAAGCAAUCAUAUUCGUAUUUGUAAUGCACCCAUUUGAUGUGGGUGAUCGCUGUGAAGUUGAUGGAGUUCAGAUGGUGGUUGAAGAGAUGAAUAUAUUAACUACAGUUUUCUUAAGAUAUGAUAAGCAGAAGAUCACCUACCCCAAUAGUGUUCUAGCUACCAAACCUAUAGGCAACUUCUACAGAAGUCCAGACAUGGACGAGGUAAUAGAUUUCAGCAUCCACAUCUCCACUCCAGUGGAGAAGAUUGGUCUAAUGAAAGAAAGAAUUACAGAGCAUAUUGAAGGCAACAGUGACCACUGGCAUCCAAGUGGCAAGGUAAUUGUGAAGGGGAUAGAGGACAUGAACAAAAUCAAUCUGUCAUUGGUGGUUACACAUAAAUUGAACUUUCAGCAGAUGGGGGAGAGAUGGAUUAGAAGAACACUUCUGCUAGAACAAAUGAUCAAGGUGUUCAAAGAGCUAGACCUUGAGUUUCGGUUGCUGCCUCUAGAUGUUAAUGUACGAAGUUUCCAGCCUUUGGUUUCAGACAGGAUUCCCUCAAAUUGGACCAACUAAUUAUACAGGGUUCAAGCAAAGAAUAUCGUGGCAAUGGGAUGGGGUGAGAGUCUCAAGUUUGACCAACUUGCUAAAUGGAUUUGAUAUAUGCAAAUUUUCUAGCAGAAUUCAUAUGUGACUGUGCUAUACUGUAAAAAUAAAAAAAGAAAAAUUAGAUGUAAAUUAAAAUGUUUGUGUUUGAGAGAGUAUUGGAAGAUUUUGAUUAUAUAUAUGUUUUUUAAAUAGUUUUAUU